UUCAGAGGCUCUCUUUGUACUCUCACCCCUCCUUUCAUUCUCUGCAUUCUCUUGUGGUUUAGAAGGCUACCCAUUACUACUGUAGAUUCUUCCCAUUUUUCUUGGUUCACAUAGUCCAGAGGUUUAAAAAAUGGAUUAUGGAACAUUGGGGGAUUCAGAAUGUAGCAGUGGAUGUGAGUCUGGAUGGACUCUAUACUUGGAGAACUCAUACAUGGCUCCCUAUGGGGGCAAUAGAUUUCUUGAAGGGAAAGGGGGGUUUAGUCAAGAAAAUGGAUAUGAAGAAGAAGAAGAGGAAGAGGACUUAUCUAUGGUGUCUGAUGCAUCUUCUGGACCUCCACAGUUUGUUGAAGAAGAAGACUAUGGCAAUGACAACAACAAUGGCUGCUCUUAUCAUGCUGCUCCUCCUGUUAACUCUGCACCUGCAUUGCCUGUGAAGAGGCAGAAGAAGAAGGAAAAUCGACGUCGGAGCAUCGGGGAACACCCUUCUGCUCUUGAUGACACAGCCAGCUCUCCCAUCUUCAACUUGAGUAAUAAUAAUUUCACAAUCAACAAUCAAGCUUCAGUGGAGAAUGUGGUAUUGGAUUUCUCACAGGGAUACUCCACAACUCACUUGCAGGGGAGAUCCGUAUACCAGGAACAGUAUGGUUUCUUCAUGCCAUCUCUACUCCCUGAAAACCAGUUGCUGGUACAGAAUCAGUGGUAUGAAGGGAAGAAGUGGGGGUGAUAAAGUCAGAUCUUUUUUUGCUGUUGAUAACUGUCUACUGCAGUGCUGCUUAAUCCAUGUUCAGAGAGGGAAGGAGGGAAAAUUGUUCAAGGCAAUAGGAAUUGGAUCUGAAAGCAAGAAACCGAAAAAAGUUCCUCUUCCUUUCUUUUCUUUUCUUUUAUUUGCGUUUUCCUGUCAAUGCAGCAAGAAACAGCCAGAAAGAAACUCAUUUCUUGUUUCUCCGAAUUCGAUUUUGCUUAUCAAUGAAACACUUUAGCUCUGAGUUUUUUCUUGA
Ipomoea triloba (trilobed morning glory) is the source of this 998-nucleotide messenger RNA. RefSeq lists its product as uncharacterized. Bases 131 to 724 code for a protein of 197 amino acids. NCBI's taxonomy places the organism in Eukaryota, Viridiplantae, Streptophyta, Magnoliopsida, Solanales, Convolvulaceae. The transcript is spliced from 4 exons. The record is from RefSeq and is a predicted model, not a curated record. Gene Ontology annotation, biological process: cytokinin biosynthetic process.